Molecule: messenger RNA, 1145 nt
Organism: Pocillopora meandrina
Lineage: Eukaryota; Metazoa; Cnidaria; Anthozoa; Scleractinia; Pocilloporidae
Source: the annotation of a GenBank genome assembly
AUGCAAUUGAUGGAUAACUUUGAAUGGUUUUGCCAACCCUGUCAGGACGCUAGAUUAUCAAACAAUGUUCCAGAUAACACUGGUGAUUGUGUACAACACAAAGACGACUACCUCGAAAGGUUUGCUGCCUCUUUGAAUACUUCGCACAACGAUCUACGCAUCGCGCAUCUCAAUGUAUGCAGUCUUCGAAAUAAAAUAGAAGAUAUCCGUCUUCUACAGAAAAUUUGCAGAUUCGAUGUCCUAGCAAUCGGCGAAAGCCAUUUAAACGCCUCAAUACCUGAUAAUGUACUACAAAUUCCUGGUCUUAAAUUCAUACGUUGUGAUAGAUCUCAACGUAAAGGCGGCGGCGUGAUCAUGUAUUAUGCUGAACAUUUAUCCGUUACUCAUCGCAGAGAUUUGGCAGCCUCAGACAUUGAAGCUCUCUGGAUACAGGUUAAAUUUCCUACAAACACUACUCUGUUCUCCGUAAUCUAUAGGUCUGAGCUAGAGUCCACGAAUUUCUUCGAAAGCUUUCGUGGAGCCCUCGAAAAAGCUUGGCUUAAAACUGACAGCAUCUUUAUACUUGGCGAUUUUAACUGUUGUUUAUUAAAUAGGGACCCUGACGGCAUACCUACUUUGGGCAAAACGAAGAAGCUGAUAGAGACCUUUGAAGACUUCAAUAUGCAAAACAUUAUCUCUCAACCGACUAGAAUAACAUCCACAACAUGGCCCUAAUUGACCUUAUUGUUACAACUAAAGCAAACAUGGUUCGUCAAUGCGGCGUGCUGCCAUUGGGCAUAUCUGAUCACAGUUUAGUUUACGCCACCUUGAAGUUGAAAUCCAAAAGACCCCCUCCGAAGAUUGUCCGCUCAAGAAACUUCAAGAGAUGUAACAUUCAAGAUUUCAAGAAAGAUAUCGAACGAAUACCUUUUCACGUACUGGAUAUAUUUGAAGACAAAGACGACGUCCUUUGGGGCUGGAAUCUUUUGUUCAACGAUGUUUGUGAUGCCCAUGCCCCCUAUAAAGACGUCAAGGUUCGCAGCGUCUGUUCACCAUGGAUUAACAGCGAAAUAAGAUUAAAGAUGAACAAACGGUUUAAAUUAUUCAAAGUAGCCACUCGCACAAAAAGAUCCGGUCAAAUGGAAGGAAUACAAAAGAUUACGUAA